Messenger RNA from Acomys russatus (golden spiny mouse), 2232 nucleotides. RefSeq names its product APOBEC1 complementation factor (gene A1cf). The transcript is spliced from 12 exons. The record is from RefSeq and is a predicted model, not a curated record. NCBI's taxonomy places the organism in Eukaryota, Metazoa, Chordata, Mammalia, Rodentia, Muridae. Gene Ontology annotation, molecular function: mRNA binding. Bases 194 to 1981 code for a protein of 595 amino acids. Gene Ontology annotation, cellular component: nucleus.
UCCAGGCCUACUUUGCUGGAUCUUCCUUAUCUCUUGGCUCCUAGAAGUUGGGGUUACCUGGAGAUCCACCUUAGAUCCAUACCCUACCCAGUCUUUACAGGAGCUCAUGGAACCUCAAGACUGAACAUCUGUCAUACAUUGGCUCCAGUGAGCAACCCUAAUUAACCUGAUUUUUUGCUGAUAAUCACUCUCAAUGGAAUCAAAUCAGAAAUCCGGGGAUGGAUUGAGCGGCACCCAGAAGGAGGCGGCACUCCGCGCACUGGUCCAGCGCACAGGAUAUAGCUUGGUCCAGGAAAAUGGACAAAGAAAAUAUGGUGGUCCUCCACCAGGCUGGGAUGCUACACCUCCAGAAAGGGGCUGUGAGAUUUUUAUUGGAAAACUUCCCCGGGACCUUUUUGAGGAUGAACUCAUACCAUUGUGUGAAAAAAUUGGUAAAAUUUAUGAAAUGAGGAUGAUGAUGGAUUUUAAUGGCAACAACAGAGGCUAUGCAUUUGUAACAUUCUCAAACAAGCAGGAAGCCAAGAAUGCAAUCAAGCAGCUUAAUAAUUAUGAAAUCCGGAAUGGCCGUCUCUUAGGCGUCUGUGCCAGUGUGGACAACUGCCGGUUGUUUGUGGGAGGAAUCCCCAAAACCAAAAAGAGAGAAGAAAUCUUAUCAGAGAUGAAAAAGGUCACAGAAGGAGUUGUUGAUGUCAUCGUCUACCCAAGCGCUGCAGACAAAACCAAAAACCGGGGCUUUGCCUUUGUGGAAUAUGAGAGCCAUCGCGCAGCCGCGAUGGCUAGGAGGAGGCUCCUGCCAGGAAGAAUUCAGUUGUGGGGACAUCCUAUCGCAGUAGACUGGGCAGAGCCUGAGGUCGAAGUUGAUGAAGACACUAUGUCUUCAGUGAAAAUCCUGUAUGUAAGGAACCUCAUGCUGUCUACCUCAGAGGAGAUGAUUGAAAAGGAAUUCAACAGUAUUAAACCAGGUGCUGUGGAACGUGUGAAGAAGAUCCGAGACUAUGCUUUUGUGCAUUUCAGCAACAGAGAAGAUGCAAUUGAAGCCAUGAAAGCUUUAAAUGGCAAGAUGCUGGACGGCUCCCCAAUUGAAGUGACCUUGGCCAAGCCAGUGGACAAGGACAGUUACGUUAGGUACACCCGGGGCACAGGUGGCAGAAACACCAUGCUGCAAGGCGAAUACGCCUACCCUUUGGGCCACAUUUAUGACCCUACCACAGCCUACCUUGGAGCUCCUGUCUUCUAUACCCCCCAAGCCUAUGCAGCCAUUCCAAGUCUUUAUUUCCCAGCUACCAAGGGACAUCUGAGCAACAGGGCUCUCAUCCGAGCCCCUUCUGUCAGAGAAAUUUACAUGAAUGUCCCUGUAGGGGCUGCUGGAGUGAGAGGACUGGGCGGCCGUGGGUAUUUGGCAUACACAGGCCUGGGGCGUGGAUACCAAGUCAAAGGAGACAAGCGAGAAGACAAACUCUAUGACCUUCUGCCUGGGAUGGAGCUCACUCCCAUGAAUACUGUCUCUUUAAAACCGCAAGGAAUUAAACUUGCUCCUCAGAUAUUAGAAGAGAUCUGCCAGAAAAAUAACUGGGGACAACCAGUGUACCAGCUGCAUUCGGCCAUUGGACAAGACCAAAGACAGCUAUUCCUAUACAAAGUAACUAUCCCAGCGCUGGCCAGCCAGAAUCCUGCAAUUCACCCUUUCACACCUCCAAAGCUAAGUGCCUAUGUGGACGAAGCGAAGACGUAUGCCGCAGAGCACAUUCUACAGACACUAGGCAUUCCCACAGAAGGAGGUGACACUGGGACUACAGCGGCCACCACGGCAUCUGCCACUGUGUUCCCAGGAUAUGCUGUCCCCAGUGCCACCGCCCCUGUGUCUGCAGGCCAGCUCAAGCAAGCAGUAACACUUGGACAAGACCUAGCAGCAUAUACAACCUAUGAAGUCUACCCUACUUUUGCAGUGAGCACCCGAGGGGAUGCAUAUGGAGCCUUCUGAAGACCCCUUUCUUCUAAGAAUAAGCCUUACAGAAUGCUCUGUAGAAGAUACAACCCUCUAACCAGAUCUCCUAUGAUCAUAAGUCAUACCUUCCCCCAAAGCAAUGCCUUUCCUGAGACUACAUGACUUACUCUUUGUAUUACUCAUGAAAUGUGAAUAUUAUUCUUCAACCAAAUCAAAGGUUAAGAAGCCUCUUGCUUAACCGAAAUCUGAAGAGCAAAAGUUGUUCUUUCCAGGAUCCUGAGUGCCCG